Molecule: messenger RNA, 1642 nt
Organism: Pyricularia grisea
Lineage: Eukaryota; Fungi; Ascomycota; Sordariomycetes; Magnaporthales; Pyriculariaceae
Exons: 5
Coding region: 245-1642 (465 amino acids)
Biological process (GO): transmembrane transport
Cellular component (GO): membrane
Molecular function (GO): transmembrane transporter activity
Source: RefSeq, a predicted model, not a curated record
CGUCGCUAGCACUACAAUAUCAAUACUAUUGAAGCCUACACGACCUCUUUUCUGGUUUUGUCGGGUAUUUGAGGAAUUACACUUCAUUCCGAACUCCCGUUUGCAUAUUAGGCACUGUUAGUUGCGCUUUUAGUGCUUGGCUUUGUUGUGUAUAUGAUAGUCUGUACUCUACCAUGUUUACCCCCUGAACGGAACAAAAAAACACUACACACAGUUACACACACAGAAACAGUAGUCUCCCAUCAUGGAGGCUAAAACGAGCAAUAUGAGCCACGAUGAAGCUACUCCGUCUUCUGACCAGGUUUACGUGCCCGACACCGAGGAUGAGAAGAAACUCGUCCGCAAGAUCGACAUGUACCUCCUCCCCUGCAUCUGGAUCAUGUAUCUGUUAUCCUAUAUGGACCGAACCAACAUCGGCAAUGCUCUCAUCGCCGGGAUGGACAAAGACCUCGACCUAGACUCGUCCCGCUACAGCAUCGCCCUGGUCGUCUUCUUUGUCACUUACGUCGUCUUCGAGGUCCCCUCCAACAUGGUCCUCAGCCGCACCCGCCCUUCCCUCUACCUCCCGGGGAUAAUGAUCAUCUGGGGCUCCAUAACCUGCGGCAUGGCUUUUACGCCAAGCUACCGGGCGCUCAUCGCCUUUCGCGUGUUGAUGGGCAUGUUUGAGGCGGGCUUCGCACCGGGCGUCUUGCUGCUGCUGUCGUCGUGGUACAAGAAGGAGGAGCAGAGCAAGCGCUUCGCAGUCUACAUCAGCGCCGCCAUCUUGUCUGGUGCCUUUGGUGGGCUGCUGGCCGGAAGCAUCACGAGCGGUUUGGAUGGCGUUCAUGGUAUUCGUGGGUGGAGGUGGUUGUUUCUGGUCGAGGGAUCUGCUACCAUUGGCUUUGCAGUGAUUGCGCUGUGGAUCUUGCCCGACUUUCCCGCGACGACGUCGGCUAGGAAGUUUAGCCAGGCUGAAAAGACGCUUGCUGUGUUGAGGCUGCAGAACGAUAAUCAGCAGAUUCGAAACGACAACGGGCCGAGGAUGGGCCACUUUGAGGCUUUGAAGCAGAGUGUCAAGUCGUGGAGGACGUGGCUAUUUGUCGUGGGAUACAUGGCCAUCGUCGGCUCCUCCACCCUCUCCUACUUCUACCCAACCCUCAACACCGGCCUCGGCUACGACGCCAACACCUCUCAAUACAUGACCAUCCCCAUCUUCGCCGUCGCCUUCGUCGCGACCGCCGCCACCGGCCUCCUGGCCGACCGCAACCCAGAGUGGCGCGGCCUGAUCCUGGGCGGCUGGAUGAGCGUGUCCAUGCUGUGCUCCAUCGUGGUCUGCGUCGUCUACAACUUCAAGGCCCGCUACGCCAUGCUGGUCGUCAUGGCGUCGGGGCUCUGGGCUUCCAACGGCCUCGCUCUCAGCUACGCGUCUGUUAGCUUCGUCGCCAUGCCCGACGAGGUCAGGGGUAUCAGCCUCGCGCUCGUCAACGCCAUGGGCAACCUCGCGCAGAUUUAUGGUGCUUAUCUCUUCCCCAGCAGCGACAAGCCAAAUUAUAUAAUGGGGUUUUCGGUUAUCAGUGUCAUGUGUUUUACGGGUGUUGUUGCCUAUACUUCGCUGUUUCUCUUGAUGAGAAGGUAUCCCCUGGGUUUUGGUAGCAAGGCUUGA